AUGUCCUUAUCAGAAAAUCAAGAGUUUUCUAGUAUAGUUAAGAAGAGUUUUAGAGACAUUUCCGUUGAUUCAUCUGGCAUUAAUGCUUCUGAGUUUUUGUUAGCAUCGGAAUCGUUUCUCAAUAUUAUUGAUCUCUUAGAUGCAAAUAUCUUUUCUAUUGUUAAAAAUGAUAUUAAAAAGAAUAUAAAAAAAAUCAGAGAUUAUAUAGUAGAAUAUCCUUUACAAUCUGAAACUCUUGAGUCACUUGUAAAAAACGAAGCUAUGCAAAAAAAAACCGUUGCAACAGAGGGACUUUUAUGGUUGAUUAGAAGUUUUGCAUUUACUUCUUGUGCUUUACAUAGAAGUAUGGAAAAUGAAAAGGAAGAAUUGUCGACUAGUUUUUCGAAAGCUUAUGAUGAAACACUUAAAAAACAUCAUUCUUUUCUUGUACGACCUAUUUUUAGCAUGGCAAUGAAAAACUGUCCACGUAGAGAUGCUUUUUAUUCAAAGAUUUGCUCAGAUCCAAUAAUUCUACGUACGUCUGUUAAUGAAUGGCUCUCUGGUUUAGAUGAAAUUAUUUUUUCUUUACAAAAUUUUUAUGAAAAUGGUCAAUAUUCUCGAGGCCUUUAA
Molecule: messenger RNA, 609 nt
Organism: Pneumocystis jirovecii RU7
Lineage: Eukaryota; Fungi; Ascomycota; Pneumocystomycetes; Pneumocystales; Pneumocystaceae
Exons: 5
Coding region: 1-609 (202 amino acids)
Biological process (GO): ceramide transport; intermembrane lipid transfer
Cellular component (GO): cytoplasm; membrane; cytosol
Molecular function (GO): ceramide 1-phosphate binding; ceramide 1-phosphate transfer activity
Source: RefSeq, a predicted model, not a curated record